Messenger RNA from Pseudovirgaria hyperparasitica, 1662 nucleotides. RefSeq names its product molybdopterin binding oxidoreductase. Lineage: Eukaryota; Fungi; Ascomycota; Dothideomycetes; Acrospermales; Acrospermaceae. The transcript has 2 exons. Gene Ontology annotation, molecular function: molybdenum ion binding; oxidoreductase activity. The record is from RefSeq and is a predicted model, not a curated record. Bases 1 to 1662 code for a protein of 553 amino acids. Gene Ontology annotation, cellular component: mitochondrion.
AUGCAGGAACCGAAGCGAGGGGCUUCUGCUACUUUGCACGCUUCGAUAUUCCAUAACAGUCCUGAGGAUAUCCUUCUUGACUUAAAGGACCAUGGAUGGGAAGCUGGUGAUGCUCCUAGGAGGUUCAAUGAAAGUGCAGCAGAACUGGCAACUCUGUUUGCCGAAGAACGAGAAGGAUGGAAGGGCUACAUAGAGUGGGAGCGCUACCCCGAGAAAAAGCGUAAAGCUGCCGAAAUCCUCUCUAGAUACAACUUCAAAGGGAACGAUGAAUUUCAACUUGUUCCUCUACCGAGUACCAACCCGAUCCUCGAAGGCAAACGGUGGAAGCAAUAUCACAAAGCACUUGCUGGCACAAUACAAGAUAUUCCUGCUAUCAGCUGGAAGUACGUCACUAAGGAGAAGUCAGAUGACAUGAUUCACGUCUUACAAUUCCCCUACAAUGGCGAGCCACCCCGUGACCGUCUCGUUCAGACCGAGUUCACGCCCAACGAGGAUCACUUCGUCCGCAAUCACGGUGGGAUACCUGAAAUCGAACCGGAAAAGUACUUUGUGGAAGUGGACGGGCUCGUCAAAGAGCCUCAAAGCUUAUCCUUUGCUGACAUCCAGGAUGAAACGAAAUUUCCUCACAAAUCACUCGUGGUUACUCUACAGUGCUCUGGCACACGGCGCAUCGAGCAAAUCCACGAAUACCCUGGUGACGGUGACGAGCUGAUCAAUGCCCCUUGGGGUGAGGGGGCAAUUGGAAACGCGCGCUACACGGGUGUCAGCCUCAAGAAGAUCAUAAAGCACUGCGGCGGCCUCGUUGACGGUGCCGACAACAUUGAAUUCUAUGGCUGUGACACAUACUUCAAGAAAGGCCAGGUAUACAACUACGUCGUCAGCGUCCCAUGGCGCAAGGUAAAGGCCAAUGAAGUUCUCCUUGCAUGGGACAUGAACGGUAAACCACUCCCUAAAAUUCAUGGCUAUCCACUGCGCGUUGUAGUAUGUGGUUAUAUCGGCGCCCGCAGCUGCAAAUGGCUUUACCGCAUCAAAGGCAUCAGAGGACCAAGCAUGGCACCCGUACAGAUGAAGGAGUAUCUCUACUACACGCCACAAGUUGGCAAGCAGAACGCCAUGUACAGCAACGGCUUCUCGAUUCAAGAUAUGCCGGUAUCCAGUGCAAUCAUGUCCCCAAUCGACAAAAAAGUCAUCGUGCAUUCCGGUUCUAUCUCCUUACGUGGCUGGGCCUAUUCUGGCGGCGGCCAUUGGCCAAUCCGUGUCGAAGUGUCCGGCGAUGGCGGGAGCAUCUGGUACGAAGUGCCACCGGCUAAUCUUUCAACAAAGUACUAUCACGGUUGGCGACUCUGGUCUAUUGACUUACCCGUUGACGCAGAAGGUUGGCUAGAACUCUGCGUGCGGUGCUGGGAUAAUGCGCUUAACACGCAACCGACCUUUGUGCGAAGCGCCUGGAACUGGGACUUGCAUGUCACGAGUAGCUGUCAUCGCAUCAAGGUAUAUAGCGUGAACAAGAGCAGAAAGAGGACCAGUGAGAGGCUGGCAAAACUGGAGGAGCAAGGACUGGGGAUCGAGCCGUUAACGAUGCCAUUAGAAGUGGAUCUAGAAAGCGAGGAGGAUUAUAUACAGCAGGUGAUCAGCACGGGAGGCAGGGAUCCGGUAGAGUGA